Lampris incognitus (smalleye Pacific opah) is the source of this 3030-nucleotide messenger RNA. Its product is annotated as AN1-type zinc finger protein 5-like. The transcript has 6 exons. The coding region runs from base 113 to 805 and encodes 230 amino acids. The record is from RefSeq and is a predicted model, not a curated record. Lineage: Eukaryota; Metazoa; Chordata; Actinopteri; Lampriformes; Lampridae. Gene Ontology annotation, molecular function: DNA binding; zinc ion binding.
CGCAUCAUAACAAACUUUCCGGAGAGUCCAGCGUGCCGGUCAGAGGCGGCGAGCUCGGAACCUGCCCGCGGCUGCAGCUGACUUGUAAGGUUACUCUACAAGGGAGCACAUAAUGGCCCAGGAGACUAAUCAGACUUCAGUUCCUAUGCUCUGUGCCGCUGGCUGUGGUUUCUAUGGCAUCCUUCGGACCAAUGGCAUGUGCUCCGAGUGCCAUAAGGAGCACCUGUCAAAGCAGAACAAUGGAGUCAGUUCCCUGAGUGCAAUGAGUGGGAGCGAUUUGUCAUCUGGGGAUCCCUCAGCAGAGUCCUCUGCCAUCCAGAAAUUGGAGGCCACCUUGAAUAAUGCCGCUGCCGCUGCUGGGGUUGGGACUGCCGCUGCCAGGGCUGGGGCCGCCGCUGCUGCUAGGGCUGUUGCCGCUGGUGCUGUUGCCAAUGAGGUUCUCAAUAUUUACAGUGAAGACACAGCCCGUUCGAUGACGCAGGAGAUGAUGAAGAUGAGCCUCUCUUACGAUGAAGGAUCAUCAGCUAAUGUAGACCCUGUGGUCACUGAGCUCAUUUCCCUAAAGCACAAACCUAGCACCGCUGGCGAGGAGCCCAAGACAAUUAAGCCAAGAAAGAUCCGAUGCUUUGUGUGCCACAAAAAACUUGGCUUGACUGGUUUUGACUGCCGGUGUGGCAACAUGUUCUGUGGAAUCCACCGUUACUCAGAUAAGCACAACUGCCCCUAUGACUACAAAACUGAAGGUGCAGCCAAGAUUCGCAAAGAGAACCCUGUGGUUGUAGCUGAAAAGAUCCAGAGAAUAUGAGUCGCAAUGAGUUUGACAUCCAGGCAGUGAUUGGCUUUUGAAAACAUGGACUUGAGCUCAGCCUACACCCUGAAGGACCUCUAAUCUUUCAUGUCAGCUCCCCCCCCCCAUCUUUCCAUGCAUUUCUCUGCUCUUUUUUAAGUAUGUUAAAUUGGAGGGUAUGGAAUUCAUGUUUGGGGGGAUCUCUCGACCACCAAUCUUGGGGUGUGGGGUUGACUAGUUGUCUGAUAGGCUGUGGCUUUUGUUAACGUUGACUCUCACUUUCAGAACUUACACCAACUGUCGGAACCUUUGGCCGGCAGCACCGCCUCAGCAGUUGUUGCUCUCUGCUGGCUUGAGUAGCAAAUGAGGUCUGGUUGUUUAGUUUUUUCCUCUUCCCUUCAACAUAAAGGGUCGGGCGGACAAACAUUUAACCAUCUUGACUUCUUACUGUAUGUCCUGGUGGGCUCAGAGGCUGCCCCUCUACCUCCUGAGAGGUUUUCUUUUUUUGUCCCUGAGGCGUUUGUUUCCAGGGACAACUCCAGAUCCACAGCUCAGUCACUGGCGUUGCUUUCAGAACAGACUUUAACACUGCCCUCUUUGUUGCGGUUUUCGAGCUUCCUUAAUGAAGACAUGGUUUAGUUUGACUGAUGAUUUCCUGUGGAUUGAGGGCUUUGUACCCAGUAAACUGGGCGGUGAGAGUGGUGUGGCAUGUACUUUUUUUUUUUUUUGCUAUCCACUCAAGUCAGAUCUAUUGCCAGGUAGCCCACUCAUGUUUUUUUUUUAAGUUGGUUAGGUUCCAUGAUGUUUAGUUUGAGCUGAGGAAUUUCGGAUGGACUGUCGAACUUGUUUUAUACACUGCUGUGCCGAGUGGAUGUGACUGGGUAGUGUUGUACUUUGAAACUAAGUUGUUGUGUGCUGCAGUAACAUGGUUAGGCCUGACCAAGUGGUUCUAGAUUUUCUGUUCCUGUCUGGAGGCUAGGGCUGUCAACAUUGGCCAAAAAUGACGUUCGAUUAUCCCUUCUAAAAGAACACACAGGUUCGAAGCCAUUCGAAUAUAUUUUUGCGCAUCAUGUCCAUAAGAGGGCAAACCAAUACACAAGACAUAACUGCUUGUAUAGGUGUAUUUAUUUCAAGGUAAACACGUCUUUUAAAAGAUCUACUUACCUACACAUUACACCAUAAUACCAUAAAACACAUCUCUCUCGCCCGCCCGCCCUGUCUGUCUGUCUGUCUGUCUGUCUGUCUGUCUGUCUGUCGGUCUCUCGCUGCACCGUGGUUGGUGUGAGACUGAGAAGUGAGAACGCGCUGCCAGAUGGAUGAUUUGUAACUGACGAUAGCCUCAUUUUUAUUCAGAUUAGGUAAUAUUCAUAAUGGUGGGUAGAGGUGGAAUGGUAAGCUAAUGCCCCUUUUCCACUGCAUGGGACCAGCUUGACUCAAUUCUACUCGGCUCGACCCGCUUCUGUGUUGUUUUGCAUCACCAUAACAGCACCCCAGCCCCCACCCCACCCCACCCCCCCCAGUGUAGCUGGUCACAUUGAUUUUGGUAUCCGCUCCAGUUUUUUUGGAACCUCAACAAAGGUGGUGCCAGAAAAGUGGUAGCAGUCACCACAAUGCCGGUGCUUCCCGGUAAUGGAAAACGAAAAACGGGCGAGUGGAGUCGAGCCGGUACCAUGUAGUGGAAAAGGGGCAUCGCUGUAGCUUGCAUACGACUUUAUCUCCAGGUUCCACAAUUUUUCUAUUUUCUGACCAAAACUCGGAAGUAUUUCCAGACGGGACUUUUUAGGUUGUCGGAGAUGAAGUCACGCUCUGUGUGUGUGGCCGAGUUGUGUUGUGUUGAACUCUCUGCCGUCUCCACCACACGCUUGUUGCUGAAUUAUUCGCUUGUUUCAGCUUGACAGAAACCGGUUAAAGUGACGUUGUGCGACUCCUGUCCGUCAUGCAGCGUAUUCAGGCCAAGGCGAGGCAGACAGCCAUGGUAGUGAUGCGUUUUUCCCCCACAAACGAAUAUUAAUUUCCCCCCUCGAAUGUCUGUUUUUUGUUUUUUUUUGUUUUAAAUUCGGCUAUAUAUUCAAAUUUGGAAUAUUGACAGCCCUACUGGACGCUUAAUCUUUUUGUAUAGUUAUGCAAGUUUGUACAGUAUUUAUAUGACUUGUGCUUAACCUGUAAUAUUGCUGCAAAAAAUGUAUUGUCUAAAUGUGAUUUACAUAAAAUUAUGUCACUUGCAAACUUGAGUGCUUCUGCUU